Messenger RNA from Prorocentrum cordatum, 384 nucleotides. Lineage: Eukaryota; Dinophyceae; Prorocentrales; Prorocentraceae. The record is from the annotation of a GenBank genome assembly.
AUGGUUGUUGCGGCGGAGCGCGGCGGUGGAGGCCAGCGUGCGGAUGCAGGCGGCGAUCGUGGUGGCGCAGGCCCGCCGCCGUGUCAGGAGAGCAGGUGGGAUGUUCUGCAGGAUCUGCGCCAGGAUGCCCAGGAUCUGCCGCUGCCCCUCGUAGGGGCGGCGGCCGCAGCGCAGCCGCGGCAGCCCCGUGCCCCGUUCCUGGCGGCCGCUGGCGCCUCCUCGGAGGGCGGGCCCUCGCGGCGGGCGGGGCACCGAGCCAAGGGCUUCGCCUGCUGCGCGCUCCAGCGGGGCGGAAGCUCACAGAGGACAGCGCGCGCUUUCCGCGGCUGCGCGCUAAUGGAUCGCGUCCAGGUCGAAGGAGGAGUGAGGGGAUGGUGGUUUUGA